Messenger RNA from Camellia sinensis, 1298 nucleotides. Lineage: Eukaryota; Viridiplantae; Streptophyta; Magnoliopsida; Ericales; Theaceae. The record is from RefSeq and is a predicted model, not a curated record.
UGUAAACGCUCCACGUGGGUGACCUAAAAUCCUCAGGAACCUCUCUCUCUCUCUACUCUCUCUCUUUAAAGUGUUGAUAGAUAUAGAAAGAGAGAGAGAGAGAGAUACAAGACUUUGUGAAGAGAGAGAGAGAGAGACGAUGGCGACGGCGUUUCCCGACGACUUCAAGUGUCCGAUAUCUCUAGAGAUAAUGUCAGACCCUGUCAUCCUCUCUUCUGGUCACACCUUCGAUCGCUCUUCAAUCCAACGCUGGUUAGACUCCGGUCACCGUACUUGUCCAAUUACCAAACUACCCCUCUCCGAGCCUCCUUCUCUCAUCCCCAACCACGCUCUCCGAAGCUUAAUUUCCCAUUUUACCCUCGUCUCGCUCCCCAAACCUCACUCCUACCCUCAACCCCAAACCCUAAUCUCCACCCUAACCUCCCCUUCUUCACCUCUUCACUCCAAGCUCAGCUCCCUCGACCAGCUCACCCGCCUCUCCAAGCGCGACUCUGCUCUCCGCCGCCGGCUCACCGAGUCAGGAGCCGUGUCGGCGGUCCUCAACUGUGUUGACUCGGACGACCCGACUUUGCAAGAAAAAGCCAUGAAUUUGCUCUUGAAUUUGAGUUUGGAUGAUGACAACAAGGUAGGUUUGGUGGCGGAGGGCGCGAUUGGCAGAGUUAUCGCCGCCAUGCGCGGCGGCGGGUCUUCGCCGGACUGCCGUGCCGUGGCGGCGACGAUUCUGACGAGUUUGGCGGUUGUGGAGGUCAACAAAGCUACGAUUGGGGCUUACCCGUAUGCGAUUCGAGCCCUAGUUUCGCUUCUCCGAGACGGUAAUGCCCGAGAAGUUAAAGAGGCCGCGACCGCGCUCUACGCGAUUUGCUCGUAUCCGGAUAAUGGGAGACGGGCUGUGGAUUGUGGGGUUAUACCGAUUUUGAUUAGUAUUGCCGGCUCGGGCCUCGAACGGGCCGUUGAGGUAUUGGGUUUGCUGGCAAAAUGUAAGGAAGGUAGAGAAGAGAUGGUGAAAUUCAAUGGUUGUAUUCAAAUUUUGGUUCGUGUGUUGAGAAAUGGGAGCUCCAGAGGGGUUCAAUACGCGCUAUUAACAUUGAAUUCGCUGUGCAAUUAUAAUAAAGAGAUGUGUUUGGAGGUUUUGAAAGAAGGGGUUUUUGAGUUUUGUGUUGGGUUGUUGGACGAUGAUAAUGAAAAAAUUAGGAGAAAUGCUUCUAGUUUAAUCCAAGUUCUUCGGAGGAAGCGGUCGAUGGGUUGAUGAUGACUUUGAAUUCAAUUCAAUUGAAAUAUGGAAGAUUUUGGAUGGAGAU